GAGCUGUUAGGUGAUGUUCGCUCUGAUUAUGAUUAACUGAAGAUCUGGAGUUUGGUUUCCACCACUUUGGUCUGUCAACAGCUUUGCAGAGAUUCCUCUCUCCAGGUAGGGUGGGGUCCAGAAUCGGGCAGGUCUUCGCCAGCCUAAUCAAGGUGAGACUUGCGUCUUGUGGAUCCUUGUUCCCUCCGGGUGCGGCCGAGCGGCCUGGAUACUGGAAUCGUACAGCUUUUAGAAGGCCGCCCCUCCGGAAAACCCCACAACAACUGCUAGAACCAUGGCAACAACACCUGAUGCUUCUUUUGACACUCUCAUGAAUGGAGUGACCAGCUGGGAUCUUCCCGAAGAGCCCAUUCCCAGUGAGCUCCUUCUUAUUGGGGAGGCAGCCUUCCCAGUGAUGGUGAAUGACAAGGGCCAGGUGCUCAUUGCUGCCUCAUUCUAUGGUCAAGGCCGCCUUGUGGUAGUAUCCCAUGAGGGCUACCUGAUGCAUGCUGGCUUGGCUCCAUUUCUUUUCAAUGCAGUGAGCUGGCUCUGCCCCUGCCCAGGGGCUCCCACUGCAGUGCAUUCUUCCUUGGCAUCACUAGUUAACAUCCUGGGUGACUCUGGGAUAGAGGCCCCGGUUCAGCCUGAACCAGGAGAGGCUCUGGGAGUUUACUGCAUUGAUGCCUACAAUGACACCUUGACUGAGAAGCUGAUCCAGUUUGUGAAGCGUGGUGGAGGCUUGCUCAUUGGGGGUCAGGCCUGGUAUUGGGCCAGUCAACAUGGUAGUGACAAGGUGCUGUUCAGUUUCCCUGGGAACCAGGUGACAAGUGUGGCUGGAGUGUAUUUCACAGAUGUCUAUGGGGAUAGAGACCGGUUCAAGAUCUCUAAGAAGGUACCCAGGAUCCCAGUGCACAUCAGGUGUUGGGAGGUGCUCAGGCGUGACCAGGAGCAGCUUCUGGAUGGGAUCUCUAAGUUGGACAUCAAGACUGGAGGUGUCCCCUCCCAGCUGCUGGUGCAUGGGUCCCUGGCCUUUCCUCUGGGGCUAGAUACUGACCUUAGCUGCUUCUUAGCAGCUGCCCACUAUGGCCGUGGCCGCGUGGUGUUGGCUGCACAUGAGGCCAUGCUCUGUGAUUCUAAGAUGGAGCCCUUUUUGUUCAAUGCUAUACGUUGGUUGGCUAAAGAUCAGGGAGACAAUAUUGGGGUGAACAAAUGUCUCAAAAAUCUGCAUUCCUUAUUGUUGGAGCGUGGGUUGAAAUGCAGCCUGAAGUCCAAUUUGGCCCAUGACAUGUGUGUCUACUGCUGUGUGGCUUAUAGUGACCAGGAUGCCAAGAAAAUACAGGAGUUUGUUGCAGAGGGUGGAGGCUUGCUCAUCGGUGGCCAGUCCUGGUGGUGGGCUUCCCAGAACCCAGGAAGCUCUGCUUUGGGUGGUUUCCCUGGGAACAUCAUGCUCAAUACCUUUGGCCUCAGCAUCUUGCCUCGGACCCUCAGCCCCGGCUGUUUCCCUGUCCUCCCUGCAGAGAUAAGGGACUACCACUUUCGAAGGGCUCUCUCUGAGUUCCAGGCAAUGUUGAACCACAAAGGUGGGAACUUAGAAAAGAAGUAUUUGGUAAGGUUGGGAGUAGACGCUUCUGGCUUCCUUCAGAUACCUGCCCAGGGAAUUCCUGCUUAUAUAUCUGUGCACCGGAUCUUGAGGAAGAUGCUGCGACAGUCAGGCCUCCCAGCUGUGAGCAAGAGAAAUCCAAUCUCCAGUCAUUCCUGCGAGGCUGCAAUGCUACAUAUAGCCACAGAGCUAGCACAUUCUGGAACCGACUGCUCCCAGCUAGCUCAUUGCCUUGGCACUCAGACUGACUCCUCCAAUCUCUGCCCCUCAGAGGACCCAAUUACGGUAGAGAUCAAUGGAACCAACCCAGGUGACAGUGAUGCCUGGAUGAGCACUGGGCUCUACCUCCUGGAAGGACAAAGUGCAGAGAUUUUUCUCUCUGAACCUGCUGCUUCUGCUGGCCUGAAGGUACAGGUUGGAUGUCACACCGAUGACCUUAGCAAGGCCAGAAAGCUGUUUCGAGCUCCGGUGGUAACUUACCAGUGUUGUAUGGACAGAAUCCAACGGUCAGUCUCCUGCCUCUGGGGUGGUCUCCUGUACAUCAUUGUGCCCAAGGGCUGCCAACUUGGCCCAGUAUCUGUUACCAUCAAGAAGGCAGUGCCUGCCCCAUACUACAAACUAGGUAAGACAUCGCUGAAGGAGUGGAAGAGCUGUAUCCAGGAGAACCUGGGUCCCUGGGGAGAGCUGGCCACAGACAACAUCAUCCUGACAGUGCCAACUACGAGCCUCAAGGAUCUGGAGGAUCCAGAGCCUCUGCUCAAACUCUGGGAUGAGAUGAUGCAGGCUGUGGCCAGGCUAGCAGCCCAGCCCUUCCCUUUCCAAAGGCCUGAAAGAAUUGUCGCUGAUGUGCAGAUCUCAGCUGGCUGGAUGCAUUCGGGAUACCCCAUCAUGUGCCACCUGGAGUCUGUGCAGGAGCUCGUCAGUUUGACAACCAUAAGAAGUAAGGGCCUGUGGGGACCCAUCCAUGAGCUGGGCCACAAUCAGCAGCGCCGGGGCUGGGAGUUCCCCCCACACACCACUGAGGCCACCUGCAACCUCUGGUCAGUCUACGUUCAUGAGACAGUCCUGGGCAUUCCCAGGGCUCAAGCCCACCCUGCCCUGAAACCUGAAGAACGAGAGAAGAGGACCAAAGAACAUCUUCAGAAGGGAGCACCCCUGUGCAACUGGAGUGUCUGGACAGCACUGGAGACAUAUCUGCAGCUCCAGGAGGCCUUUGGGUGGGAACCAUUCAUCCAGCUCUUUGCUGAGUACCAAACCUUUUCUCACAUCCCCCAAAACAAUGAGUGCAAGAUGAACAUGUGGCUGAAGUUGUUCUCUGAAAAGGUGCAGAAGAACCUGGUUCCUUUCUUUGAGGCCUGGGGCUGGCCUAUUCAGAAGGACGUGGCUAGUGACCUGGCCAGCUUUCCUUGCUGGCAGGAUCACCCCCUGAGGAUGUACAUGGAGAAGUAAGGGCUGUGGAGGAGGAAGGUGGGAGGUGGGCAUUGGGGUGUGAUGGGGAGGAAUGAGGAAGCACUGUACUGUUCUACUGUGUUCUGGCUUGGGAUACUCUCUGCCUUAACUGUUUUUCUCAACUGUUUGUCUUUAAAACAUAUUUUGGCUUGUUUUAAAUAUCAUUCUAUGCUUUCCAUCUCAUCAGCACAUCCUCAACUCAGGGACCAUUUGCUUAGAUAUCACCAGUAUCACUUGGGUGGUGCUUCGCACAUGAAAAGCGCUAAGGAAAUACUUACUAUAUGAAAGAACACCAAAGACUCCUAACACAGAAGAAAAGUCAGUCCAUUGUCCUAGGACUUGUGUACAGCGUUUUCUAUGAAUGACACAAAUAAUUUCCCAGCAGACUUCCAAGGCAGAUACAGGUAACCUUUGCUCAUCACACAGGAGAAAAUGACGUGGCUAUUAAACAACUUCCAUAGACGAAGCUGAGAAGAGGGUGUGUCAGGUUUGACAGAUGUACAUAACAAUGAUAAACUGUAGACCUUAUCCUCAAUAGAUUUAUGAUUUUAACAAAAAUUUGCCCAAAAGUUAAUGACCUUUAACUUUUUUCCUAUGCUUAUUAUUGAAUUUUGACUAAAUACCAGGUUAAAUCUCUAAGUGGUUUUGCUGUGUGAUACUUUGUAUAGACUCAUGUGCCUUGGGAAAAUAUUUGAACUAAGAAAUUUCUCUUCCCAAACUGGUGAUAUUCUUUUUUUUUUUUUGUCAGUCAGCUUUAUUUCCAACAGAAAUCACUAAAUAUUUAUACAUAUUUAUAUAAAUUAGGCAAUGCUCUCCAGCAUUCUUAAUUGUGAGGGGAGGGAGAGUUGAGUCGAAAUGUAAUGCAAGAAUGAAUGGGUUAUCUAAGAGACAAAACAAAAACCUAACUUUGUACACUAUGUUUCUUUAGGAUCUAGAGCCCUAUGGUAGUUUCUUCUUAAUCCUGCAAACAGUCUCAAUUCUUGCUUUUAUGCUCAUGGUUAAUUGUCUGUGGCCCACAUAUUAUGCUUGAGUCCAAAAAAAAAAACAAAUUUUUCUUUUCAUAAUUUUAUAUCUCUAUUUCUAGCAACAUAGGAGAAUAAUAUUCAAGAACAGUAAACUCAGACAAAGCCCAGGCAUGAGUGUAGGGGGUGUCAUGGAUUCUCACUGUAGUUGGAAAGCUGUUGGCAAUCUGUGCCUGCUUGGAGGAGAGUCAGCUUUAGACAUGUGACCCCUGAGAGGCCCCCUUCGCGCCACACACAUGCCAUACAGCACUAAGUGGACUCGUGGACUCGGUGGGCUUAAAAGAUAAGCACACACGUUUAGGAGCAAAAGGAUGGGGAGGGAUGGGAAGGAAAUGGGGAGUGGUUUUGAUUAAAGCACCUUAUAUGCAUGUAUGGAAUUCUCAACCAAUAAAAAAAGAACAAUAAAUUAGAUACAAGCUCA
Messenger RNA from Meriones unguiculatus (Mongolian gerbil), 4471 nucleotides. It is a transcript of the gene Tcaf2, whose product is annotated as TRPM8 channel associated factor 2. Gene Ontology annotation, biological process: negative regulation of anion channel activity. Bases 275 to 3028 code for a protein of 917 amino acids. NCBI's taxonomy places the organism in Eukaryota, Metazoa, Chordata, Mammalia, Rodentia, Muridae. The record is from RefSeq and is a predicted model, not a curated record. The transcript is spliced from 8 exons.